This is a messenger RNA of Pyrus x bretschneideri (Chinese white pear), 682 nucleotides long. Its product is annotated as glutaredoxin-C9. The record is from RefSeq and is a predicted model, not a curated record. Bases 87 to 497 code for a protein of 136 amino acids. Lineage: Eukaryota; Viridiplantae; Streptophyta; Magnoliopsida; Rosales; Rosaceae. The transcript has a single exon.
CCGUCCUCAAACGCCACUUCUACAUCACCGCCCCCUCCCUCUGAAAAUCCUCUCUCUCUGUGAAAAAAUUGAACUUUAAUUGCAAUAUGCAAUCACAAACUAUCCCAUAUGGAACAUGGAUUCCGGGCAGCCGGGCCGGCCACGCGACGCCGUCCUCACGCGAGCAACACGUAGCGGCGGCCAGCGUACAAAAACUGGUGUCGGAGAAUGCUGUCACGGUUGUCGGACGACGUGGCUGUUGCAUGUGCCACGUCGUCAAGCGACUGCUCCUCGGCCAUGGGGUCAACCCUUCGGUUUUCGAAGUGGACGAGGAAGACGAGACCGGGGUUGUCGCUGAACUGCGGAGACUGAUCGGAGCAGACCAGGAGGAUUGGCCGCAGUUUCCGGUGGUGUUUGUAGGCGGGAAGUUGUUUGGUGGUUUGGAGAGGGUCAUGGCUACCCAUAUUACAGGUGAACUUGUGCCUGUGUUAAAACAAGCUGGAGCUUUGUGGCUUUGAUUUUUUCUUCUCCUUUUCUUCUGUAAUAUUUUUGGGAGUUUUGCCCUUGUAAUUCAGCAAACUUUAAUCGUAUUCGGAUUUAAAAAAAAAAAAAAAAAAAGAGAAGAUUGACGAAAUACUUGUUUCACACGUACAUCUUCAAGAUUGACGAAACUUUAAUUGCAGAUCCUGUGAUCAUUUCUUCA